CAAGUUUGCCGAUAAGAUUACCACUUAUUUCCAAUGUGCUAUAAGUACAUGCUUAAUCGCUGAAGGAACAUGCAACGGAAAGACGCCACCAUCAUGUGGUCCAGUCAGCCAACGCCCUCGUGUGACCAGGUCGAUUGCUGACCCACGGCAAAGAAACAGUACUCGAUCAAGAUGGAUCCGACUAGACAAUACGAUGGAUGUCUCGGCGCAGAAAAUUACCGUACUCGACUUGAAUGAAACUCCUUCUGGCACGGGAAUUCCUAAGAAAUCGCUCAACUCACAUCGCAACCUCUUGCCGAUUCUGUGUCGAACAGUGGUACUUCAGAAUGAUGCCGUCUGUAUUAGUCCACAAAUUGCUAUCGUUUUCACUUUGGUUGCCAUCGCAUCAACGAUCGCUGUUGUUAUGCUUGGAUUGCUACUCACAUUGAGAUACAGGGCAAUGAAGACUUUUGACUAG
Cooperia oncophora is the source of this 457-nucleotide messenger RNA. The record is from the annotation of a GenBank genome assembly. Lineage: Eukaryota; Metazoa; Nematoda; Chromadorea; Rhabditida; Trichostrongylidae.